This is a messenger RNA of Momordica charantia (bitter melon), 1527 nucleotides long. Lineage: Eukaryota; Viridiplantae; Streptophyta; Magnoliopsida; Cucurbitales; Cucurbitaceae. The record is from RefSeq and is a predicted model, not a curated record.
AUGAGAAACCUAGAAGUUCAAAUAGGACAACUUUCCAAUGAUUUGAAGGCGAGACCACAAGGCUCUUUUCCUUGGCAUACUGAAGUUCCAAAAAGAGAUGGAAAAGAGCAAUGCAAGGCGGUAACUUUGAGAAGUGGAUUGUCUUAUGAAAGACCAAAGAUGCCGGUUGAGGUAGAGAAACCUUCCACAUCAAUUCAAAAUUCUCCUAGUGAAGCAGAGAAAGAAAAAACCACCUCGGGUGAGGGGGAGGCGUCUGGCGCCUCUUCACAAGAAAAUUCAUCUUUUCUCCUGAUUCCUCCUUUCCCUCAAAUAUUAGCCAAGAAAAACCAAGAAACUCAGUUUAGAAAGUUUUUAGACAUCCUCAAGCAACUCCACAUAAACAUUCCUUUACUUGAUGCCUUAGAACAAAUGCCAAAUUAUGCUAAGUUCCUGAAGGAUAUUGUGUCUAGAAAAAAGAAGUUAGGUGAACAUGAGAUGGUAGCUAUGACUAAGUGUAGUAGUGAAGCUGUAGGUAGCCCUUUGCCCAUAAAAUGUAAAGAUCCCGACAGUUUCACCAUCCCUUGUUCUAUUGGAGGAAAGAAUUUAGGUAGAGCUUUAUGCGAUCUAGGUGCUAGCAUUAACCUAAUGCCUCUAUCUGUUUUCAAAGAAUUAGGCAUAGGAGAAGCUAGACCUACUACAGUUACCCUCCAAUUAGCAGAUAGAUCCAUUAAGAAGCCUGAAGGAAAAAUAAAAGAUAAGUUUCAUGUAGAUAAGUUUAUCUUCCCUGCAGACUUCAUCAUCUUAGACUGUAAGGCCGAUUUGGAUGUACCUAUCAUCUUAGGUAGACCCUUCCUAGCUACAGGAGAUACAAUAUUUAAUGUUCGAAAAGGAGAAAUAACAAUGAAGGUUAAUAAUGAGGAGGUGAAAUUUAAUGUGUUGGAUGCAAUGAAACUUCCAGGAGAUUUAGAAGAAUGGGCAAAAGUAAUUGUUUAUACUGAUCAUUCUGCUCUAAAGUAUUUAUUUGCAAAGAAGGAUGCAAAACCACGUUUGAUACGAUGGAUUUUGCUACUUCAAGAGUUUGAUACAGAAGUAAGGGACUGUAAAGGAACGGAGAACCAAGUAGCCGACCACUUGUCUAGGCUCGAGUCCCCACUUCAGGAAGGUCAGGCAGAGAUUCGAGAACAAUUCGUUGAUGAGCAAUUACUUCGCAUUGAAAAUGUCUCUUGGUAUGCUGACAUUGCAAAUUACUUGGUAAGUCGUAUUAUUCCUCAUGAAUUCAGUCGACAGCAGGUAAAAAAGUUUCUUCAUGAUGUGAGAUAUUAUAGGUGGGAUGAGCCUUUUUUGUAUAAACUUGGUCCUGACGGAAUCCUUCGCAAGUGUGUAGCGGAGGAAGAGCAAAAAGCAAUUUUGGAGGCUUGUCAUAUGUCUCCAUAUGGAGGGCAUUUCGAUGGACAAAAGACCACAGCGAAGGUAUUACAAAGCGGGUUCCUCUGGCCCACUCUAUUCCGUGAUGCACAUAGUUUCGCUCAAGUUUGUGAUAAGUGUUAG